Penaeus vannamei (Pacific white shrimp) is the source of this 1758-nucleotide messenger RNA. NCBI's taxonomy places the organism in Eukaryota, Metazoa, Arthropoda, Malacostraca, Decapoda, Penaeidae. The record is from RefSeq and is a predicted model, not a curated record.
AAAAAAGAAGAGAGUAUGAGAAUAAUAAACAUUUUCCACAGCUCAGAACCAUCAUGGCUGCUCUGCUCCUCUUGCUUUCGUUCGCGAUCCUCCACUUGAGGGCCUCAGCCAAGAAUCCGGUACUUGCAGAGAACCAAGAGGUCUUAACACAUGCGAGCGAAGCAGUGAACGCCGUGCUCGACACCGUCUCCGAUUCGUCCUGUUCUCUCGUCUUCCUCUCCGAUGGCUCGACUUCCUCCUCUUCUAUCUACAGUGUUUAUCAGGUGUCGUCGAUGUCAGCAUAAGCGAUCUAAUGUGAAUGGAAAAACACUCUACCGUGUUGAUACUAUGGUAGAAAAAAACACAAUGCACAAACUAGAUUUAUUGAAGAAAGUGAGACAACAGUUUCGGAAUCGUAGAUCUAGAUUGCACUAUAAAUGAGCUACACACAGCAAGAACAACUGCUCUGUUAAAAUCUCAGCAGUCGGAUUUAUUACAUCAAUUUGAUUAUAUUGAUUAACAAGGGAAUGGUCAUGAGUUUGUUAUUCGCAUGAUCUUUAUGCUCGACAGAAAGUGCAGAGUCUAGGCGGCCCAAUGGGGGUCGGUGUUUUUGAAGUGACGCGGGAAAGACUCAACGACAAUGACACCGAAGCCCAGGCAGUCCACAUCAUGAAAAGAGUCAGGGAGCUCCGCCUCCUCUCCUGGUGCGUGACUGUGCUGGCCGUGAGCGAGGAGCCUCAGUUCCUGGCGUCGGUGGCGGCGUGGGCGCUGCGGAAUCGCCUCCUGGUGUGGGCCACGAGACUCCUGGUCCUCACGCGCCUUCCCCUGGAGGACCUAAGGCACGUCAUGGUCUCCCACUGGACCUUUUCUAUGAUGAAUGCCAUGGUUCUCAAUGUGGAGGAGAGGACGGAGUUUGCAAGUUGUGGUCUGUAUGUACAUCUGCCGUACAGCGACCAAGGGCCUUCGACGGUGAGAGUGGCCACUUGGUCUCGAGCGCGGGGACUGCAGCUCCUCUCCCCUCUUUCUCUCUUCCCGCAGAAGUUUCUGAACUUUCAUGGGGCUACCGUGAACGUGACCGCCUUGCCCUUCCCGCCCUACUGGGACACGGUAGAGGAGAGCUCCCCUGACGGCACCACGACCAAGGGGUUCACGGGGACAGACUACCUCAUGCUGGAGGCCAUAGCGGGGGCACUCAACUUUUCCAUUCGUGUUCUUCCUACUGCCAACUGGGACGAGGUGACGGACCGCGUGGAGGACCGGACGUCCUUCCUCGCCAACGUGAUCUACGCCGUGUUCCCGAACCGCCUCCUCCGCUACGACUACUCCUACAUGUUUGAGUACGCCUUCCACGCCUUCACCAUGGCCAAGCCCGCCCUCAAGCCCCGCUGGCAGAGCUUAUAUUACCCUCUAACUGAUGGCGUCUGGGCUGCCAUCUUGGCCGUCGUAAUAAUCAUGCCUCUACCCUUAAUACUGAUCGUCCGCUUCGGGACCGACGACUUCACAAAGGGCGCCAUCGGUCCUAAACUUGCGGUGCAGGAGAUCAUUCGGACUCUGCUGGGCCAGGAUCUCUCCGGGUACUUCCCCAGCACCCACUCUUGCCGCCUCCUGCUGGCGCUGUGGCUCGUGUUCGCCUUCAUCGUGGGGACGGCCUAUCGUGGCAACCUCACUGCCUCCCUCACUGCCCCUAAGUAUCCCGCUCGCCCAGAGACCCUCAAGGAACUAGUCAGUGCAGGAGCCAGGUUUGUUAACGGAUCUUUCACAUGGGAGUCUCAGGGGUAG